Messenger RNA from Dermacentor albipictus, 2736 nucleotides. RefSeq names its product probable ATP-dependent RNA helicase DDX43. Gene Ontology annotation, cellular component: membrane. NCBI's taxonomy places the organism in Eukaryota, Metazoa, Arthropoda, Arachnida, Ixodida, Ixodidae. Gene Ontology annotation, molecular function: ATP binding; RNA binding; RNA helicase activity. The record is from RefSeq and is a predicted model, not a curated record.
AAGUCUCCCUAUACCAUGGCUGCCGCUAAUAUUCCUACUACGGCGCCAGAGCCAGACAAGGAAGGAGAGGGCGACGAAGAAGAAAUCGCCGAGGAAAAAGCCAAGUCAAGACCACCGCCCGGGUCGCCUGUUCGCGCCACGUGGGGCAGUCAGUUGGAACUGUUCCUCGCAUGUCUGGGCCUGUCGGUGGGGCUGGGAAACUUCUGGCGGCUACCUUCCCUCAUCAGCGCCAACGGCGGAGUCGCCUUCCUGGUGAUGUACUUGCUGCUCUCCAUCACGGUGGCCAAGCCCAUCUUCUGCAUGGAGCUCUUCCUGGGACAGUUUUCCAGCCAGGGCUCAGUCGGCGUCUGGCGAUGCGCACCCAUCGGCAAGGGUUCCCUGCAGGGACACGAACCGGUGGUUCGCCGAACACUACGCUCGCGCCAACCUGAGCCGAGGGCGCACGGUGUCGUACGAAGGCCUCGUGUUCCGCGUGCCCGAACGUGUCUUCGACAACAUCUCGGACAACCGCCAGCACGGAACGAGCACCGCUGCCGAGCAGUUCUACUUGUUGUCAUGCCUUGGACAGCCGAGAGCCCUCCAUCAAAGGAUGAAGAUGACUUCUGGAUUGAAGAAGAAUACGUUCCUACGCCUCCACAGCCAACCUAUGACUCCAGACACUACAUCGGCGGAAAGACGUUCUCUUGUGGUGGCGACAACCGUGACAGAAAAUCUGUCUGGGGCCAGAGCCGAACUAACCUGGAAGGACGCAGUCAGCGGUCAAGUGGUGUGCACAAUUGGAGGCAAGGUCCUGAUGGGAGCGCAGAUACUGAGCUGAUGGUUGUGCCUGCAAAAGAGGUUGGCAGGAUCAUUGGCAAGGGUGGCUCUAAGAUCCGUGAGCUUCAGGAUGCCAGUGGUGCACGAAUCAAAGUUUUGCGAGAUGAUGAAGAGGAGGCCUACAGUAGUUCUCAUGAAGCCAAGAUUGAGCUUGCAGGCACUCUCGAAGUACGUCGAAAGGCACAGCAACUCAUCGAGGAGCUCAUCUAUCCGCCAGGAACGGGAACACGCUUCAGCAAGAGGGAAGAUGAGCCAAACAAAGAAGAGCCGCUGCCUUUCAUUGACUGGGCCAAGUUGAUAGCUGAAAGUGAUGAACAGCGUGAAAAGCGUUGGGCCUCUCUUCCACCAAUUCUUAAGAACUUCUACAUUGAAGAUCCUGAAGUUGCGUGUAUGUCUGCAGAGGAUGUUGAAGCCUUCAGGUUGGCCAACAACAACAUAGUUGUCAAAUACUUGGGCCCUGAAGAGCAGGCACCUGUUAACAUCGCAAGCAACCCCGUUACAACAUUCGAACAGGCAUUUUCCAACUAUCCGGAAAUCUUGAAUGAAAUUUACAAGAACCAGUUUGUGAAGCCAUCGCCAAUUCAGAGUCAAGCCUGGCCCAUCCUGCUCCAAGGUCAAGACCUUAUUGGUAUUGCACAGACAGGCACAGGCAAGACUCUGGCAUUUCUCUUGCCAGCCAUGAUCCACAUUGACAGCCAGCCUGUCCCAAGAGAGGAGAGGACAGGCCCGUCAUGUCUGGUUCUUGCUCCAACACGUGAGCUGGCUCAGCAGAUUGAGCGUGAAGCCAAGAAAUACAACUAUCGAGGCAUUAAGUGUGUGUGCAUCUAUGGGGGUGGUAACCGGCGAGAGCAGAUCCAGACAGUCAACCUUGGUGUGGAGAUAGUCAUUGCAACCCCUGGCCGCCUCAAUGAUCUUGUCAUGAACAACAUCAUCGACCUCAAAUACGUCACAUUUUUGAUCUUGGAUGAAGCAGACCGCAUGCUGGACAUGGGCUUUGAGCCACAGAUCAAGAAGGUGCUGCUAGACAUUCGGCCGGACCGACAGACGGUCAUGACCAGUGCCACCUGGCCAGAGGGGGUGCGCCGCCUUGGGCAGCAGUACAUGAAUGACCCUUUCCAGGUGUUUGUUGGCUCCCUCGAUCUGGCUGCUGUGCACACAGUGACCCAGACUAUCAUACUCUGUGAUGAAAAUGAAAAACGGCGAGAGCUUCUUGCUUUUCUAGAGUCCAUGCAGCCCGAUGACAAAGUGAUUGUAUUUUUAGACAAAAAAGUCAUGGUGGACCUCCUGUCAAGUGAUUUUGUUUUGUCCGGCAUCAACUGCCAAUCCAUUCACGGUGACAGGGAGCAGUGUGACCGGGAGCAAGCACUUGAAGACCUUCGAAGUGGGACAGUGCGAAUUCUCAUUGCCACCGAUGUUGCAGCCCGAGGUUUGGACAUCAAGGAUGUAACGCACAUCUUCAAUUAUGAUUUCCCUAGAAAUAUAGAAGAGUACGUCCAUCGAGUGGGCCGCACAGGUCGAGCCGGGCGUCGCGGUGAGUCAAUCACAUUAGUAACCCGUGAGAAUUGGAGACAAGCUCGUGAGCUGAUCAGUAUCCUGGAAGAGGCUAACCAAGAUGUUCCUCAAGCUCUGUACACAAUGGCUGACCGUUUUGAUGCCUGGAAAAAGCGACGCGACGAGGAGAACCGUGCUUUUGGAAUGGACAGAGGUGGCAGACGAGGUCGGUAUAAUCGCUCUCGGUGGUAGGAGGACAUUCGGGGUCAACUCGUCAACUGCUUACAAAUACUUGGUGUGUUCAACAUCAUCCACAGCUUUUUUUUGGACUCUGUACUAACAGUUUGUUGAAGACUGCAUUACAACUUGCAUUGUCUACAUUCCUUAAUUAUGUUGCCUCUGGGUGCAUUAAAGACAUUGGAACAUCAA